Dermacentor andersoni is the source of this 1896-nucleotide messenger RNA. Its product is annotated as arylsulfatase B-like. NCBI's taxonomy places the organism in Eukaryota, Metazoa, Arthropoda, Arachnida, Ixodida, Ixodidae. Gene Ontology annotation, molecular function: sulfuric ester hydrolase activity. The record is from RefSeq and is a predicted model, not a curated record.
AUGGGGGGCGGCGGGGAGGGACGAAGGGUAAGCGUCCUCCACUGUUAUUUAAGGUAUCUCAGAACGAAUCACCGCGACAUACUGCGUGACCAUCUUAGACUGCAACACGACUGCUUGUUGUCGCAGGGUUGGGCCGACACGAGCCUGGUGGGUGGGCACCAGGUCCCGACCCCCAACUUGGACGCACUGGCAGCCCACGGCCUCUUGCUGACGCAGCAGUACUCGUUGCAUACGUGCACCCCUUCCAGGGCGGCUAUUCUGACUGGCCUCUACCCCAUCAGGAUGGGUUUACAGCAUGAUGUGCUGAUUCCUGCUCAGGAGGGCGGCAUGAACCCGAAUAUACCCACUUUGGCCGAACGACUCAAGAGCCUUGGUUACAAGACGCACGGUCUCGGAAAAUGGCACCUUGGUUACUCCAGCGCCGAGCUUACUCCCACGCGGCGAGGCUUCGACACCUUCUAUGGCUACUACAACACUGCCAAGUACUACUUCACCCAAGGACUGAACUUCUACGACAUAUGUGGCCGCGACUUCUGGGACAACGAAGAUCUGGUGAAGGAUGCGGACGGCGUGUACGACCUUGACCUCGUCACCGACAGGGCUGUCGACAUACUCGACAGACAUGACACGCACAAGCCGCUGUUCCUGUACAUGGCCAGCCUGGCGGCGCACGGCCAGACGGACACUCUGACGGCUGACGCACCUGAGAGAAACCUGGCCAAGUUUCCGUACAUCGGCGACCACAACAGGACACGCCUCGCCGGUGCGGUGGACGCAUUGGACGAGUCCGUCGGCCGCAUCGUGGAGGCCCUGCACAGACGUCGCAUGCUCGCCAACAGCGUCAUCGUGUUCACCAGCGACAACGGAGGCAUGCCGUGGGGAACGUUCUCGAACGCUGGCUCCAACUGGCCGCUGCGAGGCGUCAAGGGCACGCUGUGGGAAGGCGGAGUCCGUGUGCCGGCGCUGGUGUGGAGCCCACUGCUCGAGCCGGGUUCCCGCGUGGUCAUGUCCCGACCCGUGCACUUGGUCGACUGGCUGCCCACUCUGUACUCGGCUGCCGGCGGCCGCGUCCGCGACCUAGGCACCAUCGACGGCCUCGACCUAUGGCCAGCCCUGUCCAAGGCGAAAUCCGAAAGCGUCGAAUUCUGGCCUCGCAACGAGUUCCUCAUCAACACUGACUCCGCUUCUGGGCUGGCGGCCUACCGGGACGGCAACUACAAACUCCUCGUAAUCUCAAAUCGGACGUCCCAAACGCCUAAUCCCUUUGGGGAGGACGCGCUCCAGCAACAUGUCCCCACACCGGGGGGCAUGCCCGACUUUGAAAACGAGGAGGCCGCGGUGGAGCGCCUGGACCGACUGAUGAAGUCGUCGCAAGCCUGGAAGACCCUGAGGAAGCUGCUCGGCCGCGGAGGUGGUUUCGUAGUGCCAUCCGGCUGGCGUCAGAAGGCUACGGUGCGGUGCUCACGGGAGGAUCGCUCUCUGCCGGGUGUCGAACUGCAUGGCGAGGGCCAAUACCUGUUCGACAUAGAGCGUGAUCCGUGUGAACUCAACAACCUGGCGUCCAGGAGACCGUUGGUUGUGGACAGGCUCUCCAGGAAACUGAAGCCGUACACGGAAGCUGCAGUGUCACCGCUGAAGAUGAAGGUCGACCCGACGGGGCUGCCCUAUGUGAACGACUGCGUCUGGGCACCCUGGAAAGACGUAGCGCAGACGGCAAAUCGUAGCUGCCCCUGCCCGUGACGUUUCUGCAAACCAAGUCUCAGGCUUACGACCACGGCAAAGGUGGUACGUGGCACACAAGAUGACCUCCGAUCCUGGCGUUGAGGCACCGCAUGCCAUGCUUGCCUCCGUCUGUUUUUUGGGCGAUACAGAAUAAAGCCUAAUGUCGAAGUUGCA